AUGCAAGAUACAUACAACCUUGGCUGGAAGCUAGCAAGCGUUGUGAAAGGAAUGGCUACGCCGGAAAUACUCCACACCUACCAAAGUGAGCGGCUUCCUGUUGGGGAUAGAUUAGUCUCGUUUGACAAACGGAUGUGCCGAGGGAUCUCCUCCCCAGCCGAUGUAGACAAAGCUCUCACAUCUCGCGGUGAGAUCAGCCCGCUGAGAUCGUCGCUCAGCGAGGAAAACUCCAGCGCAUCUGGUCUCGGUGUGACCUACGAGCCAGGUCUCUUAAUCGCGGCUUCUGAGCAUCGGCAGCCGGUCAUCAAGACAGUAUCUAUCCAGCCUCUGAACAAACAUCACCUUGCGAAGGGUAUCAAAGUUGGCAGUCGAUUCCCGAGUUAUCGAGUCCUAUCCCAGAUUGACUCUCGCCCAUGGCAUCUUCAGCAGAGGCUUCGCAGCACAGGCCAGUGGAAUAUAGUCGUCUUCGGGGGCAAUGUUGCCGACCAAACACAGAGGGAUCGAAUAGAAGGCUUUGCAGUAUCACUUUCACGCCCCACUUCAUUUUUCACCAAGAUCAACCAGAAUAUCCACAAUUGUUUGGUAGGAUCAAUUGCUGUCCAUCUGGUCCAUUCGUCCUGCCACGAGAGGGUUGAGUUCAUGGAACUUCCCGAAAUAUUUCGACCAUUUCACCCCGAGGGCGGAUAUGAGUAUGAUCACGUAUUUGCAGACAAUGAGGGCUAUGGGGAGGGUUGCGGUCAUGCGUAUCAAUCGUACGGGAUCGGGUCGCAGGGGUGUUUGGUGCUAAUACGUCCUGAUCAACAUGUUGCUUUUGUUGGCGAUCUAGAGGAUACGGCGGCCUUGGAGGCGUACUUUGCGCGAUUUUCUGUUCCUUUGAUUAAUCAAGCGUGUUAG
Molecule: messenger RNA, 894 nt
Organism: Aspergillus melleus
Lineage: Eukaryota; Fungi; Ascomycota; Eurotiomycetes; Eurotiales; Aspergillaceae
Exons: 1
Coding region: 1-894 (297 amino acids)
Molecular function (GO): FAD binding
Source: RefSeq, a predicted model, not a curated record